This is a messenger RNA of Seminavis robusta, 1578 nucleotides long. The record is from the annotation of a GenBank genome assembly. Lineage: Eukaryota; Bacillariophyta; Bacillariophyceae; Naviculales; Naviculaceae.
AUUUUCAGGUUGAAGGCCAGCUGGGGCGAUCUUCUUUGUCCUCUCUGCUCUGCCCUCUGCCAUUUAUUGAACAACCCACGUUCUCUUUGUUCCGUCCUCUGAGGCAGAUGUUGCGCAGACACCAUCGCUCCUCAGACCGAUGGACGGUUGUUUGAUGGCUCCAGGAUUUCAUUGAAUCAGUUGUUUCUAUUUGUUCGCAAAGGUACCGCCAGGUUAUAGUGAGAAUCCGAAGCCUACAAUAGUCUUGAAAGAGCACACUUCUUCUUCUUCUUCUUCAUUCAUUAUUUCCAUUGCACAACACCAUGGUCGAGUUGUCAAGGAUCGUGUCCGUAUUGCUUUCGUGGUCGCUUCUGGCCUCGACUUGUUCUGGAUUCCAGCCCACGUCGUUGGGUGGGCAAAAUGGCCUUCUCCACCAAAGAACGCAGGCAGCAAUAUCUCCCUCCAAGCUGUUUGUCCUGUCGGAACUGAUGCCACCAACGUCAACAGCAGACGAAGACGAUCAGGAUUGUGCCAUGCCUCAUUACGGUCCAGCGUCGGUGUUUGGCAGACCCAUCGAAGAGGAUACGAGAGAAUUCAAUCGAGAACUCAUCAAGCAGUGCAAGUCGGUCCUCUUUGACUCGCUCUUCCGUGGCCAGGAGAUGACUCGAUGCUACGCUCGCUUUUACGCCUUGGAGAACAUUGCCCGCAUGCCAUACUUUUCCUACCUCAGUGUGCUGCAUCUCUACGAAUCGCUGGGGUGGUGGCGAAGGGCCGAAUACCUCAAGGUACAUUUCAGUGAGAGCUGGAACGAACAGCACCACUUGUUAAUCAUGGAAGAAAUGGGGGGAAGCAAUCGAUGGAUGGAUCGCUUUAUUGCACAGCACGUUGCCGUCUUUUACUACUGGAUUGUCGUUGCUCUGUACCUCUACAAUCCAACCUUGGCGUACAAUCUCAACCAAGCCGUGGAAGAAGAAGCCUACUCGACCUAUGCAAACUUUGUCGAAAGCAACCAGGGCUUUCUGCAAUCCCAACCAGCCCCCACGGCUGCGAAGGACUACUACACGGGAGAUGACUUGUAUCUGUUUGAUGCCAUGCAUUUUGACAAGCAAGGAGGUAGACGAGACAAGGAGCCGCCCCGAAGACCCAAAAUGGAGACGCUCUAUGACGCAUUUGUGGCCGUCCGAGACGAUGAAAUGGAACACGUCAAGACCAUGGCAUAUCUUCAAGAGGACGCUUGCCGCUAAAGACACAGCUCUUUUUUGGCAUUCGAUGACAUGCAAGAUUGUUAGACUGGAUCCAUUUUUGCUAGCUAGCUAAGGCUGUGCUAUUGACAAUCACAAAAAACAGCGUGGCAAGUUUCAAAAAGAAAGAAAUGCACAGCACACAACAAGGGACCAUGCUGUUUUUGAACUACAUAACUUCUACACGGACGUACAUAAUACCGUACAGAGCGAGAGAGAGCAGUUGAAGACCUAAACCGUAACAGCUUCCGAAUUCGGCCUCAGUUUUUAUUUACUGUACCGGGGAUUCUUUUCUAGCGCUAUGUCAUAUUUGUUUCUAGUAGGAUCUCUGAAUCUCGCAGCCUCUUUGCUCCAGACG